Messenger RNA from Pelobates cultripes (western spadefoot toad), 24861 nucleotides. Lineage: Eukaryota; Metazoa; Chordata; Amphibia; Anura; Pelobatidae. The record is from the annotation of a GenBank genome assembly.
AUGGAGGCAGGUGACUUUGUACCUUCUAUUCCCAUUAACCCAAAUAAUUUCCCGGCCAAGCUUUGGCGCCUAGUGAAUAGUCCUCUGUACAAGUCCAUUUGCUGGGAUUCUCGUGGAGAAGGGGUCCUCAUAGAUCAGCAGCUCUUUGAAGCUGAGUUGCUUUCGGCAUCAAAAUCAAUGAACGAGUCCAAUGAGCUCUUUAAAACAUCCAAUUUCACCAGUUUUAUACGUCAGCUCAAUCUAUAUGGCUUCAGAAAAGUGAUGUUGGGUGGUGGUAGCAACACUGGCUCGUUUCAUCCCGGCGGAGACUUGGGUGCUGGUGAUGGGCAACUUCAUUACUUUCACAACAUCUACUUUCGCAAAGACAAUCCAGACUUGUUGGUCAAUCUAAAAAGACUGACCAGCACUAACAAGGCUAAGCUAGCAGCUGGUCUCACAGUUAAUUCAAGGCCUCCAAACCGCUUUCAAAGACUGCUCACCAGCUCUCUGGAGCAAAGUAAGGUUGAAGAGCAGGGUAAGUUUAUGGAAUUGAUUGGAUUAAACAACACGUUUGCUAUCCAAAAUUAAAGACCAUAGUUACAAUUCUUUUUUCUGCACAGUGUGUGCAAGUUGACUUUAAAGGAUCACUAUAGGGUCAGGAACACAAACAUGUAUUCCUGACCCUAUAGUGUUAAAACCACCAUCUAGCCCCCCUGAGCCCCUCAUGCCUCCAUAAAUAUAGCAAAAUCUUACUGUACUCAAGCCAGAAGCUGUAACUAUGCAUGCUAUUUGCCUAAAAAAUAAACAGCAGUCUGUUGACAUCAUCAAAAGUGGUGGCCAGAUCCAAUCACAGUGCUUCCCCAUAGGAUUGGCUGAGACUGACAAAGAGGCAGAUCAGGGGCAGAGCCAGCACAAUUCAAACACAGCCCUGGUCAAUCAGCAUCUCCUCAUAGAGAUGAAUUGAAUCAAUGAAUCUCUAUGAGGAAAGUUCAGUGUCUGCAUGCAGAGGGAGGAGAUACUGAAUGCUUGGAUGCAUUUUAGGUAGCCAUGACCCAGGAAGGAUCUCUAACAGCCAUCUGAGGAGUGGUCAGUGAAGUUAUCACUAGGCUGUAAUGUAAACACUGUAUUUUCUCUGAAAAUACAGUGUUUACAGCAAAAAGCCUGAAGGUAAUGAUUCUACUCACCAGAACAAAUUCAAUAAGCUGUAGUUGUUCUGGUGACUAUAGUGUCCAUUUAAGCAAAACAAUACACUGUGUAGUUUAUUUUUGUUAUUACUAUUACAUAAUACCAUAAACAUAAAACAUAUGUUUCUUUGUGGGAAAUGGACAUCAUAUCAGUGUGUUUACUGCUCUGCAGUAGCUCACAAUAUGAGCACUCAUAUGCACUAGCCUCCCAUCAAGAUUGAUGAUCCCAGCCAAGGAGGUGGUGCCAGCCGCGGAGAGAGUGGUGUGGGUUAAAGGGUAAGUAAUAGUUUGGUAACCCAUGUGGUGGGGGCUGGUCACCUACAUUGUGAUUAGGACACUAUUACGUUUGGAGCACACAAGUGUUCCUUAAAAUAUUCACCCCCUCUUCAGCAUUCCAGGAACAUGAUCCUCAGUCCGUGAAAAAAAUCAUAUCUCACCUCCCCUAGAUAUGUAUUUAGCCCUGCUUAGAGAUUCUUCAUCAAACAAGGCAAUCCUUCCUCAAGCUGCCAAUAUGCUGGUGUUCCUGCCAGUACACCAGUGUCAAAAUACUGCAGCAUCUCAUGCUUGCUAAAGGAAUAUCACACUAACUAGAGGGCCUGCUGUUAUGGAGAGCUCGAGAACCACCUGUAAGAGGGUUCACCUGCUCUCCUCUGUCAUUCAUUCCUUGGCUUAGUUCUCUAUGCUAAAGAACUGAUUCACAGGCAUACUUGUAUAUUACUCUAUUAAAAACAUACAUACAUUUGCUAGCAAUUCUGCUGACACAAUGUAUAGAUACAAUUUGUUGCAGUUUCAUUUACUAUUACAUAGUGGUUACUGUAACUAAUAGACUUUAACCCCUUAAGGACACGUGACAUGUCAUGAUUCCCUUUUAUUCCAGAAGUUUGGUCCUUGAGGGGUUAAAGGGGAUCUACAGUGUCCCCCUCCCGCAGCGCUGAAUGGGUUAAAACCCCUUCAGUCACUUAUCUGAAUCCAGCACCGAUGUCUCUUGGCGAUGGGUCAAGCUUCGCCCAUACACCUCAUACGUCGGCAGGGGAGACCUAAUGCGUUUGCACGACAUUGAGGGCAUUAAUCAAUGCUUUCCUAUGGGAAUUCUGGUGACGCUGGAAGUCCUCAUGCAUAGAAUUAGGACAUCCAGCGUCAUUUAGACAACCAAAUUCGUCCAAGCACCUUGAAGUCCCUCUAGUGGCUGUCAGGUAGACAUGUCAGAAUGUCAUGUUAAAUAAUUUUAGCCCUCAUAGUGCCGUAUAUUAUGUGGGCACAUUCCCACAUAUGCCACUAUGGAAGAAAUGCCACAGUUAAAUGGGACAAUUAUGUUGCCCUGAACGCAUAAGUAUGUAUGGAUGUAAUUUCCUGGUUCUGUGUCAAAGCAUUUUCAAUUGGUUUGGUAAACGAUGAGGGUCGCCCAAACACCUGUUGACCAGUCCUUUGUUUGCCAUAUUGCAAAUGUGAUAUUUACACUUAGAAUUUUUUCCAUUGUUGUAUGACAGUGAUAAGCUGUGAGUGUCAGUUGACAAACUGAAUCUAUCAUUGCCGUCCAUCUACAGACAAAAUGCAUAUUGCUAAAUCAGAAAUGUAAAUUAAGGUGUGGUAAUCAUACCAGAAUAGGUGAUUCUUUAUUUUCCUUUCUCUUUUACAUGAGCAGCUUUUACAAUCAUGGUUUGAGGGCAUUACUGGCAUAAUGCUUCUUACCUGUUUACUGAAAAUCCCUUUGCUUCCUGCAUUGAGCAGAGCCAUAACGUCCUGGACGUUUUACUUGCAUUUGCAGGUUAUGGAAACUCUUAAAAUCAAAUAUGUUAAUUGGCUCCUCUGAGUUUUCCUGGACUCUUCUAUCUUAGCCUUUCAUUCUUCUGUUUAUGUCACUAUGGCAUAUCUAGUGACCAAGGAGCGGGAAAAGCCUGGCAAAGUGCUUUUUAAAGAGGAUUUCUUAUUCUUUAUGACAUGAUUGCACUCUGAGAGUUUAUUGGUUGAUUAGACUGUUCCAAUGGAGAGUUAAAUGGACAUUCUAAGCACCAAACAACUUUAGCUUAAUGAAGUAGCUUUUUUGUAUAAACCAUACCCCAUGCAUUCUCGCUGCUCAAUUUUACCACUACAUGAUGCUUCAUAUUUUGCAUAAACCUUCUUUACUUAAAACUCCAGCAGCAUAGAUCAAUCAUAAAAUUAAACCAAUCAGAAAACAAAGAGUUAUGUACAAUAAAUAGCCUUGUGUUGCUUGACUCCUCCUCUUUCUUUGCUGCUCCUGCUGUGCACAGGCCAGAGUAUUGAAUAUCCUACUUUUAUUUGAUUGUUUUAUACUGUUCUCCUAUUGUUUUACCAUCUAAGUUGUACCUAUUUGUUAUACCUUUUUAUUGCCUUUCUCACAGUCCCUGCUACUCCUUCCUACUAACAUUUUUCACCUUUUGAUGUUUAAUCACCCUUCUGCUACUCCCUGCCUGUCUGUAUCUCCUGACACUUCGUGCCGUGGCCGGCUCGUCCUCGCGCAUGGCGCGAUUCUGUUUUUCCCCUUAUUGUGCUUUACUGUCUGGGCUGGCGGUGUUUGGGUGGCAGGGACCCGGUUACCACAUUCUGCAGGAAUUGUUUUCCGCAUGUCCUUGUUCGUGGUGGCCAUCUUGGAUCUCUUCUCAGGCGGACAUACACAGCCUAACCGCAAGCCUGCUUCUGUGACAGGAUCAUCUCCAGGAUUAACCCCUGCGCUGCUUUUAGGGAUUCCUCUGGUGGUGGUCUUUGCCGUACUAUUAGGGUGAGCCCUUUUAUUCUGAGAACUAUCUAAGUAUUCUGAGGGCAUUACUAGGUACCAUAAUCCAUUUGGGAAUCCCACCUGCUCAUACUGACGGUCUAGAUCAGCUUGCCUGGUACCUCCCGCCUGGAACAAACAGGGUUAACACCUGCAUUUCUGGAGGCUUUCAGCACCCCCUUCUGCUUCAGGGUGAAAGUCCCUGACAUAUUGGCCGCUCUCCACGACCGGCAGUGAAGGGUGAACCCUGACACUCUUUUAUCGACACUGUCAUCCAUGUAGGUGUCUCUGUGUUUGGCACCACAUGGUUGGCGUACCCCGAUUGUACUACUAGGGGAAUCCCCUUAAGGCUUUGUCUGCCUGCACCGAUUCUAAUUCAUGUCCUCUCCUCCACAGGACAAUCCCGACUCUAUGAUUAGUGACACGUCACCACAAACCCAGGAUGUUCAGUCCAUGAUCAACGCUGCAGUGCCAGCAUUUGUGGAGAAAGCCCUCUCCAAAAUGCUCACACAACCUCCUCCUGAGGUAACUGCUCCAAACACGAACAUGUCCCCUCCACAGGACGAAGAUGCAGGGGGUUCUGAGGUGUCCGCUAGAGAUCUUCUUUCCAUCUUCAAACACCACCGGACGGGUGUCUCGUUCUCAGUCAGGCCUAAAGGGAAGGAGGCAGCCAAGCGCACUAAAUGGGUGACAAGACUUGAACCCCUUCCUCCCAUGCUUUCUUCUGCAGAGGACAAUAACUACCCUAUCACACUGGAUGUCCUGAAUGAGUGGCGGGAGGACGAUUCCAAAUACAUGAAAGAGUCUUUUGCAUCCAACCCCUCCCCACAGGGGAUAUCACAAGACCUCUCCUCCCGGGAGACAGAUGGCAUAUUCCUGGACACCCACGGAUGUCCUUUGUUCGAUCCUCGAACCAUCAGAAACCUGAUGUCUUCGGACUGGAGUCUACCGCACCACCUGGCGCAGUUCGUGCAUUUCUGGAUGCGCAAACCUCUAGAACGAAAGGUCAGGGUUAGACUAACUACGGGCUGAAUGCCCACGACCCUCUCUGCUCGACAAGAUUAUGAUAACGCCUUCCACACAUUGAUACUGUACAUGGGUCCUCUCCUGAUAGACCUCUUUGCUUCGCAGAUGAAUUGCUUCCCGGAUUCUUCAGUUGGCUUUCGAUCCUAAAAUGCGAAGCAGUGGACGCAUUUCUCCAAGUGUGGCCGACCCAAUGGGCAUAAGCGUUCGCUUCUCUUGCUCAUUCCUCUAUGGCCGAGCUGGUUUCCGGACCUAUUGGAACUCUUUCACUCUAACACCCUCUGCUCUUGCCUACCUUCCCAUUCCUCCAAGGGGAGACGCAUCCAUUCAUACUUCAAGACAGCUCCAACUCAGGGCCUGGAUGUUUUCAGGGUAUCAUGGGCUAUCGAUGGACUAUUGCAAAUGGGUAAGGACCUGCUGUUGGAUUUGUGGGCUCCAGGCACUAGACGGUGUUACCUUGCAGCAUGGAACAAAUGGUCUAGCUGGUGUCUGGAGACUCAGAUCCCUUUACAGCCCCAGUUACCUUAGUCUUGAAUUUCCUCUCUUCCCUUUUUUCGUCAUGUUAAUCCUACCGUUCGGUUAACGUUAUCGGCAAUCUUGGCAGCUCACGUUCCUACUCCAGGACGCCCAGUUGAACAGGAUCCCUUGGUUUGUUGCCUCAUGAGAGGCAUACAAUUAUCAUGAACCCCUGCUCUGAAGUAUUUGCGUCUCUUAAGGACUUGCCAGACAACGCAUCGCUGUUUUUACGCCAACUAUCGGCAAUACUAACUUUAUUGCUAUGUCUGGUUUCCUUCUGUCAGAUAUCUGAUGUUAGGGCUCUUGACGUGGACGGUUUAUCUUUCUUACCUGAGGGUGUUUCCUUUUCGGUAUCUCAUCGCACAAAGACAAAUUCUUUUAUCCGUUUUUUCCUUCUGCUCCCCAUCUGUGUGUAGUUAAGACUUUGUGAAGGUUACCUCUUCACUUCACCAUUCUGCUUUGGGAUAACUACUCAUAUCUUAUGUACAGCCAAAUAGACACGUUUCAUCUACAACUCUCGCGCAAUGGUUUCGAUGGCUGUUGUCUCUAGCAGGCCUCAAAUCCUCAUUCAGAGCGCACUCUAUACGUGAUGCAGAAGCGAUGCAAACUUUUUCGUCGACUGACAUUAUGCGUUCUGCUGACUGGGCUCGCGAAGAUACGUUCCAGAUUUUCUACUUCCGUCCUGCUUCUCAUACUUCUUUGGCUCUUCUUUCAUAGCAUUAAAAAUAAAAAAUAUGAAGCCUCCUGUCAUGUGGUAGAUUAUGCUAACGUAGUGUACCUAUAAUCUUAAUUUUAGUAAUGACAGGAGGCGAAUAUUUCCCUCGUUUCCACCCCUCUCUUUGUCUGUCUCUUUAUUUACUUGUAUUACUUUGUUCGUUUUCAGUUUACGUUAUGUUUCGCUGAUCCAUAUUGGUAUUGAUUCUUAUAUAUAAUCUAGUUGUAAUUUAAAUAGAUUGCUUGGUGUUCAUAACUGUUUUGUUGGUCAUUUCAUUUUAUCUUUCACUUCUUUCUGUUCUUUUCAGUAUGAAAAUUGGCAUUAUAACUGGGAUCUGGACAUCAUAUCGUUCCUGUUAAAGAUGUACUUUUGGCCUACCUUUGAUUUAUAUAGUUAUUUGGUUCUUCAUUGUUGAUUCCUGUUUUGUUGGACUAUUAGUUCGCUUCACAGAAAGAGGAGGAGUCAAGCACCACAAGGCUAUUUAUAGUACAUGACUCUGUUUUCUGAUUGGUUUAACUUUAUGAUUGAUCUGUGCUGCUGGAGUUUUAAGUAAUGAAAGUUUAUGGAAAAUAUUUGCCUCCUGUCAUUACUAAAAUUAAGAUUAUUGGUACACUACGUUAGCAUAAUCUACAAUUCUCCGCCAUUUAAGAGUUAAAUUGCUUUGUUUAUGCAGCACUAGGCACACUUCCCCUGUCUGAGGUGAUCAUCAUUUAAUAUAUUAUUGUCCAUACAAUGCAAAAUGUUUAUAUAAAUAAAUGAUUCAAAUGUUUCCCUGAAAAAGUAAUACAAGAACUAAAAAAAAAUUUAAUCGGUGUAAACGUAUACAUAUACAUACGUUAUGUCAAAAUGUAACUGACAACCAUAGAUAAACCUCAAUAUUUUGGUAUGUCUAUUUCAAGGUGGGAUGAAAUUCAUAAUUUACAUAUAUUUUUUUAAAUUGUGACUUUGUUAUUGCAUUAGGUCUGCAUUAAAAAAAAUAAUGCAGAUAGUGUCUGCCUCCUUAACUGACAUCAUCAGAAUUGACAAUUUCAGCUAAUCCAAUGCUUUCCUAUGGGAAAACAUUGUGAUUGGCUGAGAUCAUCACUUCUGAUUAUGUCAGCCAAGGAGGCAGACACUAUCUGCCUCCUGAUCAGGAGGCAGAUCAGGGGCAGAGCCAGCACCAGGAGACUGGAAUAAAAGUAAGAUGUUACUAUAUUUAUGGGGAGGGGGCAGGGGGCUAGAUAGUGGUUUUAACACUGUUUGAUCAGAAAUACCUGUUUUUGCUUCUGACCCUAUAGUGUUCCUUUAAUGUCUCCCAUGGGGGCCACAGAUCUAUACUACCAGAUGUUUGCAUGAACACACAAAUCCAUGUUCCUAUACACACAGACACAUACAAAAUAUUACACACAGCUACAAACUUCCACACACACAACUGCACAUUCCCAUACACAAACAAUAUAUAUGCUCCUCAACAGCAACCAUAGUGUGGCCAAACUCUCAGUGCGGUUGCUUACAUGUGUUGUAAGCACUGGUCAGUCUCUUCAUUGAAGUUCUGGAAUGCAACAGCAGAAUGGCGUAAUUUUACUAAUGAGGCUGGACGCAGCACACACCUCGGGCAAACACAGCAUGCCAGCCAGCAAGCCAACACAACCACAGCAAAUUAGGGUGAAAAUGCAGACCUGGUAAUCCAGGGCACAUACAGAAAUGUGUGUAUGGGACUCAGACAAACCUCUCUACUUUAGAAUAGGUGUCCACGGCCACAUUAGAAUUUUACGAGGGCCUAAAUUAGCCCACUGCCUGUAAUUUGAGCCUACUAACUUAGAGUCUUCAAGUUUAAAUAAAACUAUUUUAAACUUAUCAUUUUUUUAAACGUACAAUGUGCAGCUGGUUGAGGUAUUUUGUUAUCAGCUUUGCUGGUAAAUUAGAUAAAUGCAAAUGUUAAAUUAAACUAUCACCUGAUACAAUUUAUAGUAAUAUAGAUGAAUCAUAGAUAUACUGUUUUCUAAUUGUACAGGCCCAGUGACGCUUGGUCAGAUUCGCCAUCCUAUUCAACAAGAAAACAUAUCUCCAUUCUCUGCAUCUCAUAGCCAUAUUGGUUUUCCAUUUAAAGGCUUGGAUCGUACCCCAAUUCCUCCACGGACAUGGUCAAAUCCCUUUGGUCUGCUGCAAGGACAGGAACCCCCGCCACACUUUCCUGAAAAACGCAUCCUCUUUCCUAUCCUGCAAAGGUUCCCAACUGAAGUGCCAUGUGCAAUCCCACCUACUGCUACUGCAAUGCAUGGCCAGCAGGGUCCCAACAACAUUUCAGGGGGAAUGCAGAAAUAUGGAAGCUAUGCCUCAUCCGCUGUGCAGUAUCCCCCAGCAUACUACCCAACAGGUAAAUUCUACUCCUUGGAUCAUACCUUGGCCAUCAUGUUUAAUUUCACUUUACAUGUUUAUUCAUUAUAAUAGCUGAAAAAAUUAUAAAUGGCAUUAGUUAGCAGUAACCACCCUAAGCCUUUGCUAAGGUGCUAUUUAUUAGGACCAAGUUCCACUCUCCUGUUUUUUUUGCCUUCUGGAGAUCCAGUCAGCUCCUCCACCAGUAGACAGUAUGUCUACAUUCCAGAUCUACCUGGAGUACCUUGGCCAGCCACCAUCAAACGUUAGUCACUUUUCACAAUUAUGAGUGCAAGAGCAGUCAAAAUUUAUGGAUGUGCAGUUGCAGUAAAUAUGGUCACAUUCCUAGGUAUAAUGUCUUUUUUAAUGUGACCAUUCUGACAUACAUAUGGGUUCUUGUUGCUGUUGUGCUACAGUUCCUGACAAGUAGUUCCUGAGAUUCCUUUGGACUUGAAGUUACCAACCUGAUGCCUGCCUGCGUAAAAUGCCUCUGUUGCUUGACCCAAUAUGUUUCUGACUACACUAUCAGCCUGACUCCUGUCUCAUUAAAAUGAUAUUCUUUCUGACACUCCUGUCUGUCUCAACUGCUGUAAUUGUAAUCCCAGUCGUCCUGGUGACAGUGCUAUUACAGUCUUAUAGUGUAAGUUUACUACCCACCCUGCCCUUUGUAUACAUCAUCUGUUCAUGAGCCAUCAGCAAAGUCCAGGGUCCAGUCCCUAAACUAAGAAUUGUGGAGAACUGAUGAGGAAAUUGCAAUUUUAGUCUUAAAUACAUAAUCUGUACAAUAACCAAAUUGGAAGAUUAUUCAAAUUAAUCUAAUCUGUUUUAAAUUGGCAGUCCCCAUGUAGGUUCUUCACAAUUCCAAUUUUAGUGAAAAGCGGAUGUAGUCCACAUCUUUCUUGUUUUUUCUUGUCGUCCAAUACGAUAUUGCAGAUGUAUCCUUUUAAAGCUAUUUGGUAUAAAGAGAAUAUAUUUUUGCUUAAUAUCUGCCUUUUGUAGUUUGUGUGGCCUGCUUUCUCACAAAUAGUUUGCCAUUUUAGGUCGGACUGGUCAUUUGGGCCAUUUGCAUAUUUUUCACAUAAUCCACAUUUGUGCCUGGUCUGGUAGCUGGCAGAGGAUGUAGGAGGAAAGGGGGUGGGAAGACAUUGUGCCAAACUAGAAUUUAAGAUUAAAAGGACCAACUAAAUGAGGGGAAGGUUGCAUUGAUUCCGAUUAUCAUAAGAGGCAGAAAAAAUGUAAAAGAAAUGUUGACGUUUUUAAAGGGGCAAUAAACAACACACCCACUAGUGCUUAUUGUAGGGCUUAAAAUGCAAACAUAUGUGAAUCCUUUUGUAGCUCUUUCAUGGUUUGUUUGUGUUUUUGUUGUCAGCUAUUCUCCAGUGCUACCCAUCUCCAGCUCACAUGGAAUAUCUGGCUAGUUGUGCCAACCCUGCUGUGCCUUCAUACCAGCAUUGUGGCUACUUUCAGGUAAGUGCAAGAUUUUAUGACAGUUUUUUUAUUUAGUUUUAAUAUCAGGCUGAGUUGUCACAUCAUAAAUAAAUAUAAAAUGUAUAUCUGAGUCAUAAACAGCAUAAUUAGACAUUGUAGAAUAGGUACAAUAAUAGUAAUGUGGAGCAUAUAACAUAGGAUUUACAAGUAGAACUGGAGAAAAAAGAGGGGGAAUCAGGUAAAAAAUACAAAAAGCAUAAAGCUGGUGUAGAGAUAUGACCACUGUGCCAAGUGGAAAGGGGAACAUUUUAAUUAUACGCAAAAGGUCACUUUGCAGCUGGCACAACUGCUCCUCUUAAAGCGGCACUGUCGUGGCCGAAUCCAAUUUACCCCCCGACUCUAAUUGUCCCCCUAGUCAGCCCCAAAUGCCCCUAAGCCCCCCAUAUUACGCCAUCUUUGCGUGGUCAGAUGAAGUCCCUGUGGGACACAUAAUCUGCCAACACUAGAUAGCGCUGUGUUAAACACUUGGGCAUUCACUAUUGUCCGAAAUUUGGACAGGAAUUUCAUAUAUUCAUUAAUUCGUCAGAAAGACAAAGGAAUGAAUAGAAAUUUCAAAAGAACAAACAAACACUGAAUAUCGGUUUGUUCGUUCAGUUUAUUACAAGGAGGGAGCUACUGGCUCACAGCUCCAUCCUUAUAUUAUGUAAAAAUAGAAGCAGCAGGGAGUAGUGCUCCCCACCACUUUCUAAGCCCCCCCAUGUCCUCCCUCACUCUAUGAGGGUUAAUAUGACCCUCACAUUAGCAUAAGGGAGAUUGAAAUAAUUUGAAUGAAAUUUCGAACCAAACUUAAAGUACUGAAUGUUAUCUUAAAGGGACUCUCCAGUGCCAGGAAAACAAUCCGUUUUCCUGGCACUGCAGGUCCCCCCUCCCUCCCACCACCCAUCCCUGGUUGCUGAAGGGGUGAAAACUUACCUGAGACCCCCGCCGAUGUCCCUCGGUGGUGGUUUCGGGUCGCCGCCCUCCUCCCCUUCAUCACGUCAGUCGGCGGGGGAGACUGAUCCCGCCCGCCGGCUGAGGAGACUUAAUGCGCACACGCAUUAGAGCUCUCCAUAGGAAAGCAUUUAAAAUGCUUUUCAAUGCUUUCCUAUGGGGAAUUGAGCGUCGCUGGAGGUCCUCACACAGUGUGAGGAUGUCCAGCGACGCUCUAGCACAGAAAACCUGUGCUAUGAAUCAGGAAGUGCCCUCUAUUGGCUGUCUGAUAGACUGCCACUAGAAGAGGAGUUAACCCUGCAAUGUAAUUAUUGCAGUUUAUGAAAAAUAAUUACAGCUGCAGGAUAAGGGGUAGUGGGAGUUGGCACCCAGACCACUCCAAUGGGCAGAAAUGGUCUGGGUGCCUGGAGUGUCCCUUUAACAUGAAUGAACAAACUCUUCUCAUUCUGUUAGGUCGAAAUUCGGUAGUUUCGCUGGCGUUCUGUCUAAAUGACAGGAUCUUCGGGAAUAGUGAAAGCAGGUAUCGCAAGAUCACAUAGGAAAGGUGAGAAUUGUGAGAAAAUGUAUCUGACCCACAAUAAGCGGGUCAGAGCAGGUCAAGCGUUGAAAAAAUACAUAAGAUAAAGUAGUCCCUACUUUUUCUUAUUUUAUAAAGAAAACUAGAGCAGACAGGGAGAAACGGAGAACAGAUCCCGAGAGAGGGAGAAAAGAGGAAGCAAUUAGGGAAAGGUAAGUUCAGCAUGACAGUGCUGCUUUAAUUUCAAUUACCUAGUUCUCAUGAACGCGUUCUUUGAGUUGGGUUUACUAUGUGCAGUUUCUGGCAUUGAGCUGCAUUUGGAACAUAAUAGUAUAUUACAAUCCCUCUAUUCCUUGAGCCACUCACCUUCACUUCUGUGAUUUUCUCCAUUUGAAAGCAUUUCACUUGGCUCCCACCCUUGUUCUGCAAUGUCUUACAUACAUUUUGACAAACUCCCUGACUGACGACAGGAAGAGAGCAACUAGAUCACAGCGUCUCUUUUAUUUUCUGUGUCCCUUCAAAAUCUGUCGGGGGAGUAGAUUUUUUGCUUGAUUUUUGCUUUUUCUUUUAGCACAUUUUUAACGCAUUAUGUAUAAUAUGUUAGAAGAUGCUUCUUCACUCAAGUCAGAAGUAUCUUCUCAUGGAUAAAAUGUCAAAUUUGGAGUAAAGAAGUGUGUUUUGCGCUUCUAAGAGUUAAAUAUAUAUAGCUGAUUAUUAUGCUUUGAACAGAGGGACAAUACCAGAUGAAAUUUUCAAUAAACAUUCAAAUAGAAAACAGGCUCCUGGAGUUCAAGUCUUAAAAAACAGCAAACUUUAUUCUCCCCUUAGGGGUUUAAAAUCUAAUAUAUAUCCAGUCUGGUAGUACAAAGCCUUAUCUCAGCCGGUGGUGAUGGGGCCUUAUGAGAACCCUGUACAUUGCAAAGCUCGUUAUUAUUCACUUGUUUUGUUUAUAGUGUCCUCCUGGUUUAUACUUUUAUGGAGAGCAGUAAAACCGUUGCCAACUAAAACCUACAUUGCAAAGCUUCCAUUAUAUCGAUUAUCCAUAUUGUGUUUCACUUGCUUAAUUGACAGCGCCCGCCCUGCUUAUACCUAAAUGAGUAUCACAUGGUAGUCAUUGAUUAAAAACCAAAAAAGAACAAAGAAAAAUACACCAGUUGGACCUACCAGAUACAUUGGUCCAGGGCUUAACCAUUAAUUCAAAAUUACAAUGUUUUGUAGAUCCCAAUUGUUAAAACAGAUACAGUAGUACACAAUUCAACCUUAUCAUAAAUAGUCAUCCAAUACCCAUAUAGUGUGUACUUUGUAAGUGGUAAAAAAUAUAGUUCACGAAGUUCCUUCACUGAUCUGUCUAGUGAGCACUUAAAACUUAACAGUAUAAAUAAAAUAGUAGGGAACAUACAAAAAGGCUUUAUUAAAAUAAUAGCCAAAAGGAUCGUAUUAUAAUUAUAUUGGUAUUAUGUCCACUUGACAUUAUAAGUGACAUAACAUAGGGAGAAAGGCCGAUAAUGAGCCUAAAUAUUAGGGAUCGACCGAUAUUGAAUUUUUAGAGCCGAUACCGAUAAUCUGUGAACUUUCAGGCCGAUAGCUGAUAACUUGCCGAUAUUCUGUACAUUUACCAUUUUGAAAAAAUAAACAAUUUCUAAAGGUAGAUGCACAAAAUAUACAUGCCACAUGUAGUGGAUGCAGUGUGUUUAGACAGCGGAGCUGUGUGUGUUUGUGUAGUGUGUGUGUAGUAGAUGCAGUGUGUAUUUGUGUAGUGUGUAUAUAAUGAAUGCAGAGUGUGUGUGUGUUUGUGUAGUGUGUGUAUAUAAUGAAUGCAGAGUGUGUUAUUGUGUAGUGUGUAUAUAAUAAAUGCAGAGUGUGUGUGUGUUUGUGUAGUGUGUGUAUAGUGAAUGCAUUGUGUUUGCGUAGUGUGUGUAUAUAAUGUAGAGUGUGUGUGUGUCUGUGUUUCUGUAGGUAUGUAAUUUGUGUAAUAUUGGGGUGGAUGGUGGGCAUUUUUUCAUGUUUACUUGGCCAGGAAGGGGGGAUCUGACAUUCCCAGGUGGUCUGGUGGCAUGGACUGUGCAGUGGGGGCCUGCAGCAAGCUCUUACUUACCUUCCCAGCAGCUCCCCUGUCUACAUUUCGCGGCCAGCGUGCCGCGCGGAGCCUUGUCAUGGCUCUGAUGGCCGCGGGACUCGCGAGAGUUAGACAAGGGAGCUGCUUGGAAGGUAAGUAAGAGCUUGCUGCGGCCCCUCCAGGACCGCCCGGCUUGUAAUGGGCCCGGCGGUCCUGGUAUGUAUUAUCGGCAAUAUCAGUAUCUCUAUAGGCCGAUACCGAUAUUGCCAAAAAUACAGAAUAUCGGCCGAUAAUAUCAGCCAUACCGAUAAUCGGUCGGUUCCCACUAAAUAUAUAACAGUUAUAUAUGUAAAAAAAAGAUAUAACAGUUAUAUUCAUAUAUGAGGGCUAUAUACAAACAGGCAGUCUAGAUGGCCAAUCAUAGGGUUCCCAGAUAGAUUGACUAAGGAGGGGUUAACUUUCCUGAGCUGUGGUGGUUUUUUUUCAUCUUGCCAUUUACAUUUGUGGUGUGCGCAACGAUCAAUUUGUCUUGAUAGUUAUAUUGUACAUAACUAAACAUGUGAUGGUUCUUAUAUUGACCAAUUGGUACCUGCUGAGAUAAGGCACUGUAUGGAAACUAUUGGAUGCGUAUUGAAUUUUAAACCCCAAAAUGGGGAAUAAAGUGUUCUCUAUUGGAAAGUGUUCUUUGAAUGACUUACCAUCCAUAUAUCUGGAGCCAGAGUGAGUACACAAAUUUUUCUAUAUUAUGUAUAUAUAUAUAUUAGAGCGCUACAAGAAAAGGACACCCAUGGAGAGGUGGAUUUGCGAAGUAAUUUCAGUAAGCCCAUAUUAAAUCUUCUGCAGCCACUACAACUGGAAGUUGAUUUUUCAGUUCUUUGUUGCAAGUAGUGAGGCUCAGCACAAUACUAUGUGCUUUGUGAGCUAAUGGAAUAGGCUCUUAACCAAAUUUUAGGUAAACUGUGUGUACAUUUGUUUAUUACAAUAUUUUGUUUUAAAUAUUUUGCUGUUCUUGUUGCAGUCCCCUUCUAUGCAAUCUUCAUACCCAAUGGACUUUUUACCUCCGAUUUGGCCAACUUUUGAUAGUGAUGAGUCCAAGAGAGAUGACGUGAAUUUAGAGGAUGUUUUCCAGAUUGUUGAUGAGCUAAAUUCUUCUUCCAAAGUAGAAAUAGUGAAUGUAGACACUCUAGAAAGUGAAGCUGGGACAUUGUCACCAUCAAAUAAAAAUCAAGUACCAGUGACCCUUGACACAAAAGGUAUGGGGGACUGUUGCAGUCAAGUUAAUCAGCUGGAGCCCCUUACACCUGUACAUACUGAUAUUGCAGCCUAUGUGACAGAAGCUGAUCCCUCGAUUGCUGUUCCUGUACCACAGGCUUCUGAUUAUGUUUAUCCCAUCCAGAAAGAAAUAUGUAAUAGAAUGUCUUCAAAGACUAAUACAGAGGAAUCAGAAAUAUCUAUAAAAUCGGAAAAAGAUGAUAAUCAAUCAGAGCAUGCAUUAACAUUAAUAAAGCAAGAAUAUUCUUCAUGCCCUCUCAAGGUAACAUUAUUUGGUUCUGUAAUAAAUGGCUUGCCAAAACUUUAAUAUUGUUAAUUGAGUAGCCAAAAUUAAUACUCAACAUUAUUUAUUUAGCAGAAUGGAGAUUUGUACUACAGCCAGCUAUAGUUAUAUAUUCAAACUGAAUGAAAAAGGAAGAGUCACGGUUUAUAUCAAAAUGAUAAUUUGACAUUAAACCAUGACGCCGCUCUUAAACACCCUAGGCCCUAGUUUCUCAACCAAGAGGUGGUAGCUCGUGGAGAAUGGAGGCGGAGCAGUAAUCUUCAUGAUCUUCUAGAACGGCUCCCUUGCGUGCCCUUUGGUGAUGCAAAGAACCAGGUUCUGAUGUCACUCUGGCCCUGGCAUCACUAAACAGCGCACGAAGGAGCAGUGCUGGAAGAGCACGACGAUAACUGCUCCCAACCGCCUCUGCCUCUAUUCUCCAUGAGACGGCCACCGAUUGUGUAUGCCCCCUGGGGUACACAUACCCAACAUUGGACCCAAGACAAAGGAUCCCAAUUGGUAAUUAAAAUUAUACCAAAAAAAAUAAUUUGUGUGUGUGAGAGAAUUUGUAUGUGUCUGUCAGUAAGUGUGUGUCUUCCAGUGAAUGUGUGUGUGUGUGUCUGUUUGUCAGUGUGUCAGUCUGUCAGUGUGUCAGUCAGUCAUGUGUGUCUGUCAUUGUGUGUUUGUCAGUGAGUGUGUGUGCGCAUUAGUGCGUAAAUUUGUGUGUGUUAGUUCUCUCUAUGUGUAAAUGUGUUUGUGUCAGUGUCCUCUAUGUGUAAGUGUGUAUGUGUGUAAAUAUGUGUGUUAAUGUCCACGAUGUAAAUGUGUGUUUGUCAGUGUCCUCUGUGUGUGUGUCGGUGUCCACUGUGUGUAAAUGUGUGUGUGUCCUAUGAUUGUAACUGUGUGUGUCAGUGUCCUCUGUGUGAAAAUGUGUGUGUGUUAAUUUCCUCUGUGUGUAAAUGUGUGUUUGUCAGUGUCCUCUAUGUGUGUGUGUGUCUUUUAUACUUCAGAUUCAUAGUUCAUACACUUCUCUUUACAGACACAAUAUUCACCUUAUGUCAUAUUUAAUUAAAACAUUUUUUACUACUGUUAAUAAGAUUUGCUUUUCAAUAUGGCAGGGCUUCCCAAACUUUUAUGGGCUGAGACCCACUUUUGAAAACGGUAAUUUUUUGAGACCCACUUGCUUUUAAUGCAUAUUUUAAAAAUGAAUAAACUUGGCACAUCAUGACAGCUUUAAAGGCAUAAAACUGGCACAUCAUGGCAAACAGUUAUAGAGGCAUACAAUUGGCACAACAUGGAAUUCAUCUUUAAAACCAUACAAUUGGCACACCAUGACAAUUAGCUUUAGAGGCAUAACAUUGGCACACCAUGGCAAUCCUUUUUAGAUGCAUAAAAUUGCCACAUCAUGGCAAUCAGCUUUAGAUGCAUAAAAUUGGCAUAUGGCAGCUUUAGAGGCAUAAAAUUGUCACAUAAUUGAAAUCAGCUUUAAAAGCAUACAAUUGGCACACCAUGACAAUCCGCUUUAGAAGCAUAAAGUAGGCACACCAUGGCAAUCAGUUUUUGAUGCAAAGAAAUGGCACAUCAUGGCAAUCAGCUUUAGAAGCAUAAACUUGCCACAUCAUGGCAAUCAGCUUUAGAUGCAUACAAUUGGCACACCAUGGCAACCCGCUUUAGAUGCAUACAAUUGGCACACCAUGGCAAUCAGCUUUAGAAGCAUAAACUAGGCACACCAUGGCAAUCAGUUUUAGAUGCAUAAAAUUGUCACAUCAUGGCAAUCCGCUUUAGAUGCAUACAAUUGGCACACCAUGACAAUCAGCUUUAGAUACAUAGAAUUGGCACAGCGUGGCAAUCAGGUUUACAAGCAUAAACUAGGCACAUCAUGGCAAUCCGCUUUAGGGGCAUACACUUGGCACACUAUGGAAAUCAGUUUUAGAUGCAUAAAAGUGGCACACCAUGGCAGUUUUAGAGGCAUACAAUUGGCACACCAUGGCAAUCUGCUUUAGAUGGAUACAAUUGGCACACCAUGGCAUUCAGCUUGAGAUGCAUAAACUUGACUCAUGGCAAUCAGUUUUAAAUGCAUAAACUUGGCACAUUAUGGCAACCAGUUUUAGAUGAAUAAACCUGGCAUAUCAUGGCAGAUUGAGAGGCAUCGUUUUGGUAUAUCAUGGCAGUUGUAGAGGCAUAAUUCUGGGAUUUGGCAGUUUUAGAGGCUUAAUUUUGGUAUAUCAUGGCAGUUUUAGUGGCAGAAACUUAACAUAUCAUGGCAAUCUGUUUUAGAGACAUACAACUAGUUACUCACAGACUCAGGCAGAAUCAUAAGCGCUGUGUCCCUCUCUUUCAUCCAGACAUCUCAAGUUGAGGAUCCCAGUGGUAGAUCCCCAUCUGUCGGAGAACUCCAACAAUGCAAUCCAGCUGAAGAUCUACCAUUUGCCCAGCGUUGCAGGGUUGUAUUUGUGAGCAGUGUUUGAGCGUUUGAAUGUAAGCGUGUUUUUGUAUGAAGUAUAUGUGUUGAUGUAUGGGUGUAUUUGUAUGUAAGCAUGUAAGCUCAUCGAGCAGGGCCCUCAACCCCCUCUGUUCCUGUACGUCAGUGGUCUGAUCUCAAUUAUGUGUCUGUUGGUCCACCCAUUGUACAGCGCUACGGAAUUUGUUGGCGCUAUAUAAAUAAUAAAAUAAUAAUAAUAAAAUAAUAAUAAUAAUGUACUGUUGACAUUGGAAUGUAGUGGUGUACUUGUGUGUAGUGCUUGCAUCUGAAUGCAAGGGUAUUUGUAUGUAGUGAUGCAUUUUAAAUACAGAUGUGCUUUAAUGUGUAGUGUUGGUGUUUGAAUGAAGGGCUGUUUAUAUAUAAUUUUAGUGUUUUAAUACAGGGGUGUGUUUGUUGCGUUUGACUGCAGUGCAUGUGCAGUGGAUGCAGUGUGUGUAUAUUGUGUAUUUAAAAAUAUAUACAAUGUGUGUUUGAUUAUAAGCAUGGAGUAUGUGUGUGAAUGUACAUGUUUGAAUGCAGGUAUGCAUUUGUGUGUUGUGUAUACACUUACACACACACUGAGACACAUACUCAUACAGUAACACACACGCAUGCAAAUACCCAGACUGACAAAGCAGUACACAUGCAGGCACACACAAUGACACGUUACACACACUGACACAAAUACACAGACACUCAUGUACAGACACACACACACACACACAGGGUAGGUGAGGGUGACAGUGAAGGUGAGGGUGACAGUGUUGUGAGGAUGAUAGUGUGGAGGGGAGGGGAGGUUGACAGGGUGGGGGGUGAGGGGAGGUGAGGGUGACAGUGUGGGGGAUGGGGGUGACAGUGGGGAAGGAGGUGGGGUUGACAGUGUGGGGGAUGAGGGUGACAGUGUGGGUGAGGUAAGGGGUGACAAUGUGGGAGGUGAGGGUGACAAUGUGGGGGAGGUGAGGGUGACAAUGUGGGAGGUGAGGGUGACAAUGGGGAGUUAGGGUGAUGUGGGGGGAGGUGGGGUGACAAUGUGGGGGUUAGGUGAGGGUGACAAUGUGGGGAGGUGAGGGUGACAAUGUGGGUGGGGAGGUGAGGGUGACAAUGUAGGGGUGGAGGUGACAAUGUGGGGAGGUGAGGGUGACAAUGUGGGGAGGCGAGGGUGACAAUGUGGGAGGUGAGGGUGACAAUGUGGGGAGGUGAGGGUGACAAUGUGGGGGAGGAGGUGAGGGUGAAAGCCAUUCAAAUACCUUUUUCUGCAGUCCCUAGUGAUCCAGUGGUCUCUUCUCCUUCCUUCCUCCCUGGUGGUCUGGUGGCUCUUGCUGUCCGGUCUGCAGCUUCCCCUGCGCCGCGGGCAGACCAUGCAGACAUAGUCUCGCUAGCUCUGGCACGUGUAGUCUCAGAGCAUUACCGCGGUAAUCCGCGGUAAUGCUCUGUGAUUGGCCGAGCUAGCUGACAGUUACUGCAUGGUCUGCCCGCGGCGGAGGGGAAGCUGCAGACCGGAAGGUGCGCAAGUAUUUCUCCCCAUUUCAGAGGACCCCUGAACCCAGUGGCACAUAUUGCAAGCCCCUGGGCACCCUUCGAGGGUCUGACUGUCUCCCGGCGUGGGUCAGUGUGAUCAGCCGGCGACCCACAAUUUGGGAAACCGUGCAAUAUGGAAUUAACUUAAAGGAACACUAUAGGGUCAGAAACACAUAUAUUCCUGACCCUAUAGUGUUAAAAUACUAUCUAGCCUCCCCUGGCCCACCUUGCCCUCCUAUAUAUAGUAAAAUGUUACCUUUAUUCCAGUCUGCUGGUGUUUGCUCGGUCCCUGAUCUGUCUCCUUUACUGACAUCAUCAGAAGUGAUGAUCUCAGCCAAUCACAAUGCUUUUCCAUAGAAAAGCAUUGGAUUGGCUGAGAUUGUCAAUUCUGAUGAUCUCAGCCAAGCCUGGCCAAUCAGCAUCUCUUAAUUAGAUGCUUUGAAUCAAUGCAUCUCUAUGAGGAAAGUUCAGUGUCUCCCUCUCAAUUAAGUUGUUAUGGUGCCAGGAUGCCCCAGAGCGUACUGUUACCUUCAGGGGUUAAACCGUUCUCAAAUGCUUUGUCUCACAAGUACAACAGUACCCCCAAUAUACAGGUUUUAUUUGAUUUUGGUCAGAUAUAGGCCUUACAAAUGACAUUAACUUUUACCAAGAUAAAAUAGUACUAAAAAUCCUAAACUAUGUUGUUAAUUACCUAAACCACACUUCCAAUAAAAAGGAAUACUAUAUAUUUUAUGCAAAUACUAUAUGCUACAUGUACAAGAAGAUUAAUAAAGAUUGAACACAAAUAAAUAAAUAUGCAAUACAAAAAAUCCUCUCUAUUAAUAAAACUAAAAUAGAGACAUAUAAAAUGUAAGCAGAGUAAAAAUAAUAAUACAAUAAAAUAACUGUUCCUCACAAUAAAUCUGCCUAUUAAAAGUUCAAUUUUUGGAUGUACACAUUGAAGUUAAAAUUAGUUCAGAAGUGAGUUGUCUCAAAGUCUCUUAUGACAAAGAGUAAAUAGUCUAACAAACCAUUAAUAUAAAGAGCAGUCAGAGUGAUCUUAAUGCAGCUCCAAGAAGGUAGGAGCUGUGUUACUCGUUUUGUGAUUAUUCUGCUCUUACUAGAGUUGCAUUCACUUGUUCAGGUGGCUCCCUAAAGAAGUGAGUGCAACUCACGAAACUCAUCGGAACAGAAUGAUCAGCUUUCUGCUCUUGAUUGUUUUAUUUUUGUAUUUUUUACAGAGAGAGAUGAAUCCCAAUAAUUUACUUAUGGGGCAAAUACAAUACCAGGUUGCUGAAAAAGAAACUUCAACACAUGACAGGUCGGGUAAGUAUAAAAUCUACUUAGUGUACGGUUUACUAUUGAAAUAUUGGUGAACAUUGUACAUUGCAGUGUUAAUUUUGACAGCAAAUUUCGUUUUAGCCAUAGUCUUUUGACUACAAAAAGCCAUUUAAGUUUUAGUCAUAUUUUAGUCAUCUGAAUUGUUUUAGUCAACUAAAUCUCCAGUAGAUUUUAGUCUACACAACUAAACUCUAAUGGGUUUAGUUAAAGCCUCUAUCUGUCUCUUGUGCCCCUUCCCCAGUCCCUUUGUGUCUCUUUGUCACCCCCCCCAGCUCAUCUAGGUGUCUCUCUUCCAAGCCGCAGUCUGUCUCUUGCCCCUUUCACAGCCCCUCUGUGGCUUUUUGCUCCCUCCCAGCCCCUCUGUUUGUCUUUCUCUCCAUAACCCGAUUUGUGGGUGUCUUCCCCCCAGCACCAUGUCUUUUUUCACCAUCUCCUCUCCCCACGGAUCUCAUUCCCCCGGCUCCCAUGUGUCUCAAUUCCGCCCUCAGCCCCUCCACGUUUCAUUCCCCCCAAGCCUCUCCAUGUGCUCAUCCCCCCAGUCCCUCCAUGUGUCUCAUUCUCCCAGCCCUUAUUGUGUCUCUUUCUCCCAGCCCCCUUAUGUGUUUCAUUCUACCAGCUCCUUCAAUUGUCUCAUUCCCUUAGGCCCCCAUGUGUCUCAAUCCUAAAGUUGCCCAUAUGUCUUAUUCCCUCAGCCCCCCAUGUGUCUAAUUUCCUCUGAUCAGCCCCCCCCCCCCCAUGUGUCUUACCCACCAGUGUUAAUGUUGGUGGCAAAUUUCUAUUUAGUUUUAGUCAUAGUCUUUUGACUAAAAAGGUAUUUUAGUAUUAGUCAUAUUUUAGUCAUCUGAAUUGUUUUAGUUUUAGCAAGUUUUAGCCAACUAAAUCGCAAAAAGUUUAGUCGACUAAAAUUGUUAGUCGACAAAAUUUAACACUUGUACGUUGGGAACUUUGACCAUAAUUUUUUCUUAUUUUUAUUUAAAAUUUUGAAAUCCCAGUUUUAAUUCUUCAUAGAUCCCAGUUUUCUAAAUAAACCCAUUAAGUCGUAUAUCCUUCUUCCUCUAUUAGUUCACUUUCAGAUAUGAUAUAUACCAUAUUUUUAAGGCCAAAUGGGACUUUCUUAUAUGUUAUACAAUUAACAUAUCGCUUGAUAUGAAUAAAAAAAGUGCAUUAGAUUCUACCAUUUAUCUGGAAGUAACAGGACCAGACUUAAAUUAUGCAUUUUUACAGUUUCUCUCUCUUCUAGUUAACCUUUCUACCUUCCUUCUAUAAUUGCCUCCUCUAUCCUACUCUUUCCUCUAUAGCGUUUUAUUGUAAUAUUCACUUUCUUCUGCCAUUUCCAUUAUAUCCCUACCUUCAUUCUAUAUAGAGUGUCCCGUCAAGGUUAUCAAUUUAGUCAUUUAACGUUUGCAAAAGUAAUGUGAGGAUCAUAUAUCUCCCUUUCCCAUUUGUGCGUAUGGCCAGCAAUUUUGUCUAUUAAUAUGAAGAGUCCAGCGUUUUUGGUCCAAGGUCAUGGUGUGGAAACUAAAGAGGUAAUUGUGGGAGGAGAGAUAUGGGUGUUUAGUUUGCAUGUAAGCAGCAGGUAAUAAGCACUUUUGCUGUAACUGUCUCUCUAAAUAUCUGGUUUGACUGCCUUUAAAUGAGAUGUUUUGCCCUCUUACAGAAAUGGUUAGACAUUUUAACUGCACGGUGCAGGCGUACAUGAAGUUUGGGUAGGCUAUACACAAGGCCUAAUGAGGAGGGCAGACAUGUGCCCUGUAAGAUGAUAGUUUCUUAUGACAAAGGAGGGGAACAUAAAAUGCAAAAGGGGAACAUUGGUAAAUUGCACCAAGAGCAUGUAUAAGCAACAUAAGGCACAAAAACAUUACAGGUAUUAAAAGAGAACUGUACAUCAAUGUAAAUAGAAACCAACUUACCAGAAUCCAGACCACCCAACUGCAGCCUUUGGGGGAAUCAGUCCCAUAUUAAAAAUGAUACAACUAGUUCGGGGUCCCAAUCAGCGACUGUGGUGAUCCAUACCUGUAAACUGAUACCAACAUGAGAUUUUGUGAGUCCAAUUAGCAGUCAAAUAGGUCAUGGCCUUGUGGGUAGUGAAAGACUUUACCCAGGAAGGACAGUAAGUAGAAUACUAUGGAUGAAAGUAAGUAGGUUGUUUCCUCUGUCAGAGCAUAGAGGUUAGGCUGCAAGACUGUCAAUGGAGAGUGGAAUCUGGAAGACAGAGGAGAUAUUUUCUGACUGUUUUCAAUUCCAGUGAGAGCUUAGGUUCAGCUGAGGCUUGGUUGGGUGCGAUUCAUGACCUUUACAGGGUGUGUCCCAUUAUUUCAAUAACGUCAGACUUCCUUGCGGUGUUGUUACCACUACCAUAGAUACAUUUUUUGGAGACCAAACAUUGAUAUGAUAUUUGCUAGUUUUGUAAAGCAGACGUGACAUCAGAUAAUUCCCUCUGAAAUGUUAUGGUAAAUUAGGGAAGGUUUGUAUGUCUGUGAAUGCAUUCAGGUGGGCAAACCUAGUAUUCAGAGUGUUUAGCGGACGUAGAUCUUCUCAAUCUGAGCUUUAGUGGUGUAGUAGUGGAUGCAAUAGGAGGAUUCCAUGGUGUCCUAGGCAGGUUACUGGUUUGAGGCCACCUGUUCAUUGUUCACAUAGGGAUGGUGAGUGGGGCCAAGGAUAUUCAUGGCUCCAUGGUCCCUGUCUAAUCCCUGGCUAUAGGCAGCCAACUAAAGUCGGCUUGUGGUUAAUCCUGGGUUAUUAAAUAAACAUUUUUCCUGCUCUGUAAUCAUAAAAUCAAAGAAUGCUAAAAGAAUAAUAUAUUUGUGCGUGAUUUUAUAUGGUGGUUAUGGACUUUCCUUUUUAUGAUAUGGCAACCAUAUUUUAGAGCACUGUGUUAAAAGAGAUAGUUGCUGAGCAGGUAUGUAAGUUUCAUUACAAUUGUGCUCAGAAGAACACAGUAACAUACUGAAAGUAGUCGAUAAUUUGUUGCUAUGUUUCCACAACAGAUCUCACCCUUUUAGUAGAUGUCGCCUGCAAGGAGGAACAGUUUUCAAAAGAGAGGAUCAUAGAGGAACAUUUAUGAAGUCAUACAUUGUGACAACAAUGCCAGUUGAGGGUUAACAUGUUUCAAUGGUACCUGCUAGCCAAACGCUUAAUAAUUACAGUUAAUGUUGUGGUACUUUAUGAAGAACUGUUACAAUACUUUUAUGGUUUGUUUUGGAAUCACAAAUUAUUGGGACACUCUAAGCAUCAAAACAAAUUUAGCUUAAUGAAGUUGUUUUGGUAUAUAAAUCAUGCCUCUGCAGUUUCACUGCUCAAUUCUCUAAAUCACUUUUGUUUUUUGUUUUUUGUUUAUUCAGCCUUAGCCACACCUCCCCUGGCUGUGACUCAAAAAGCAUCCAUGAAAAAUAGGGUUUCAUUUUCAAACCAGUCUUACAACACAAAGUGUUUACUUUAGAAGUCUUUAUCUCCUGCUCUGUUAAUUGAACCUUAAUCACACGCAAGAGGCUGCUGCAGGCUCUAGCAGGUAAUUAAGAGAGCAGGAAAUAAGACAUUUUAAAUUAAACACAUUAGGCAAUAAGAUAAAGAAUGUAUACUCUUUUCUUUUCAGGGACUGGGUAUGGAGGCUGUGGUCACAGCCAAGGAUGUUAUUAUUCUUAGCAUUUAGUUGUAGCUAAGGUUUCAUAAACAAAGUUAUUUAACUCCUAAAUGGCAGAGAACUGCAGAGGCAUAAUCUGUACUCCAAAACAACACUAUUACUAUAAAGUUUUUUUAGUACUUAGAGAGUUUUUAAGUCUUUACAGAGUAUGUUUUGUUAUAUAGGUUUUUGCCUGGUCUUACAAAAACUAGCAAAAUAUGAUUCUACAGGUUGUUAGAAAUAUAAAAAUAAAAGGAUUUGUUAGGAGAUGGAUAUAUUAAAAGCUUAUGACAUUCACGGUAAGUUAAAAUUUUAGCUAUCUUUUAGGGAAUAUGGUUUUCUUUAAGGUUUUCAAUAAAUCAGUACUUUGUUUAGAAUUGCGUUUGUUUUGUAAAUGUAUUUAUGUGGGAAACAUUUUACAAUUUUAAAUGAAACAUUUUUACAAAAUGUAGACAUGCUGUACUUACUCUUUUUAAACAUGCUUUUAUUCAAAAAUAUAAUAUAUUCUUUUAAAAACUAUAGAAAGUUUACUAUUUGUAGAUAUAUUUUAUUGGCAUGUGGAAUGCAAAGUGUCACUUGUGUAUUUACCAGGAAACUUACUUAUUUACUUUAGAAUAUUGAGAAUUAUAAUUACAACGCUUACUCUGGGAAGGCAUUUAAUGGAAAAGACUACUGAAAUUCAAUGUGGGCUAGUGAUCUGUAGAAAGGACUAGUGGUAUAGUUAGCGAGUGGGCUAGUUAAAUGGGAAAGGAAAAGCAGGAAAACAUGAUUAGGAAGGAGGCAAGUGUCUUGAUGAGGGAGAAGGCAUGUGACAUUGUGAUAUUAAUUACCCCCUUUACCUUCUAGUACCUCCUAAAAUACCACCCUCCAGACACACAGGUGGAGGAAGAUGUGACGAUAAGCACUGAGCUAUAG